This is a messenger RNA of Lycium ferocissimum, 1160 nucleotides long. Its product is annotated as PHD finger protein EHD3. The transcript has 3 exons. Bases 102 to 1124 code for a protein of 340 amino acids. The record is from RefSeq and is a predicted model, not a curated record. Lineage: Eukaryota; Viridiplantae; Streptophyta; Magnoliopsida; Solanales; Solanaceae.
GCAUACUUCUGAAAAUAUCACCUCGUCAGUGGUCUAUAAUAUAAUUAACCAUUGGAUGGUUCAGACGACUAACUCAUGUAUCUUAUGUGAAUUAUUUGCAGAUGUGGACAAAGCUUCAUGAAGUUGGCAGUGAAAUGAUUGCUCUUUCAAAGAGCCUUUCAGAAAUAUCAAGGGCUUGUUUCCGUGCUCAGGUGAGCAGUUCAAUGCUUGAAAACACUGAAGAUGCAAAAGAGGAGGCAAUUGCUAAAAUGGAAGAAGCAGAGACCUAUGGUGUAAAUAAAAGAUGUGCUUGCCAAUGUUGUGGGGAAAAAGCAGAUGGCACGGAUAGUUUAGCUUGUGAUUCAUGUGAGGAGAUUUACCAUGUCUCUUGUGUUGAGCCUAUUGUUAAAGAUAUUCCCCUAAGAAGUUGGUAUUGUGCCAAAUGUACUGCGAAAGGAAUUGAAUCGCCCCAUGACAACUGUGUAGUAUGUGAAAGACUCAAUGCGUCUAGAUCAGUGAUUAUUGAAGAUGUGGUUGAAGACCUUACAUCUGAAGACAUGCUUCUGGAUUUGGAGGAGAGUGCAAAUGGUUUAGAGGAUGAAGAAAAACUGUCUGAAGGAGUUGGUGAUUUGCCGCACUGUUGCAACAUAUGUAAAACUGAGGUGAGGAGUGAUGAAGAUUUUAGAGAAUGUGGUCAUCCCUUCUGCCCUCACAAAUGUUACCAUGAGAGGUGCUUGACUAGAAAGCAGUUGGAUGUUUAUGGCCCUUGCUGGUACUGCCCGUCGUGUCUCUGUAGAGCUUGCCUUAAAGAUUGUGAUGAUGACAAAAUUGUACUUUGUGACGGCUGCGAUCACGCUUAUCAUAUUUUCUGCAUGCAGCCACCACAGACUUCAAUACCUAGUGGGAAAUGGUUUUGCAAAAAAUGUAAUGUGCAGAUACAGCGUAUACACAAAGCAAAAAGGACAUUUGAGACUUUGCAAAAUGAAUUGAAGAAGAAAAAUGAACAAUGUGCAGGAUUAGGUGUACCAAAAGGUAAGAAUGAGGAAGGUUUACAUAAAUCUGGAGGCGUGGAAAUGCUUCUAAAUGCUGCUAAAACUCUGAACUACCAGGAGGAAUCAGCUGCUUUAGGAUCAAAAGACCGAUAGGACUCGAUUAUUGCAUGAAUCAUGGUAGCUCUGUAU